Messenger RNA from Papilio machaon (common yellow swallowtail), 1816 nucleotides. RefSeq lists its product as uncharacterized. NCBI's taxonomy places the organism in Eukaryota, Metazoa, Arthropoda, Insecta, Lepidoptera, Papilionidae. The record is from RefSeq and is a predicted model, not a curated record. The coding region runs from base 449 to 1465 and encodes 338 amino acids. The transcript has 8 exons.
GACUACUCCGAGCUCAGUGUGUACUGCAAUGCAACGGAAAAUAUGCGUGUUUACCAAAGUCGUUUCGGUAGAACGGUGUCGUGUGUUGCGUCACGUUUAAGGAAAUUGAUAGUGCGCCGAGGUCGACGUGACUAGCAUUAUCGUGUACUAUAUAUUGUAAUUUCUGAUAAAUUUCAUUUAUAUAGUUAUUAUUUCCAAUUUAAAGUGAGUCAAACAUGAUGAAAGUUAUAACUCCCGUGUUCAAUAUUCCCCUUGGAUGCCCGACCGAUGGCCGACGCCACGACACAGCGCGCGUCCUACAUAACCUUGUUAUCGCAAUAUACAGUCGACAAGAUGGCGGCGAGUGGGGAGAGGGCGCCCAGUUGGCCAGGUGCUGCCGCCGCGUCGAGUUCGGCGCUAUAGCUAACUAAAUAGGUACGCAGAGUGUUGUACAUUUAGAACGUUCACAAUGGCCACCGCGAAAGACACGUCUACUUUCUUUCUGGAGGCAGAUUCAAAACAAUUUGACAGUGUUUUAAAGUUAUAUCCACAAGCGAUCAAACUAAAAGCUGAACAGAAAACAAAGAAACCAGAGGAACUCAUAAAAUUGGACAAUUGGUAUCAAAAUGAAUUACCAAAGAAAAUCAAAUCUAGAGGGAAAGAUGCUCACAUGAUACAUGAAGAAUUGGUUCAACUUAUGAAAUGGAAACAAGCAAGGGGAAGGUUUUAUCCACAACUGUCCUACCUAAUCAAAGUGAACACACCAAGAGCGGUAAUGCAGGAAACAAAGAAAGCAUUCAAGAAAUUGCCCAAUAUAGAAUCAGCAAUGACAGCCCUCAGCAACCUGAAGGGUGUAGGUACCGCCACCGCCUCAGCCCUACUAGCAGCAGCCAGCCCUGAAAUAGCUCCCUUCAUGGCGGACGAAUGCAUACAAGCAAUACCAGAGAUGGAAGGGAGCGAUUACACUGCCAAGGAAUACCUCAACUUUGUUAAACAUAUUAGAAACGUCUGUGAUAGAUUAAAUAAGGAACAAAAUGGUUGUGGCAAGAAAUGGUCACCACACAUGGUGGAGUUGGCACUAUGGACGCAUAACAUAGUGUCGGACUUGCAGCCACAGCUGCUGGGUAAAGAGCCCGUACUGCCCGCCCUGCCCGAGCCCACCAACGGCGGCUCGCCUUUGCCCAGCGAUGAGAGUAACCUCGAGCCUCCUGCCACCAAUGGCAAUGGUAAGCUUGAGUCAGUGAACGAGGACACGACGACGUCGUGCACGGAGGACUCUAUGGACGCUAAGGCUGCCUCGCCCGGCACCCCCGCGACCCCCGCCACACCCGCCUCGCCCUCCGACAACUCCGACUCCGCCGUCAGCACGCCGCGCGCCAAACGGCAAAUAGAAGAAGCGAGUUCAGCUGAGGAGAACUCUUUGGGCGAGACGCCGGGGGCGGAGGCGCCGCCGAUGGCCAAGAAGCUGCGGGAGGCCACGCACUGACACGCGCACCCCGCGCGCCCCCGCCCCCGCCCUGCACCACACACGUGCGAAUAUAAAUAGCUUUCUAGACUAAAACUUAUUGUACCUAGGACGUUCGCAUCCCGAGUGACAUUCCAGUAAUUGUUAACUGACGUGGUCGGCGGGGCGGUCAGGGGAGUCGUGGGGAAGGGGAGGGAACGUGCCUCGCCGCCUCGUAUCCGGACCAGAUGCCUUGGAGAUUCACUCACAUUGCCUUAUGACACAGUCUGCCCGCAGAGUUUAUAUGCAACAAGAUAAUACAAAGGUCGUGUUACCCGGGCGCCGGGCACACGGGCCCACAAUGUAGUUUUUAAUGAACAAAUAUAAGAUAUU